AUGGUCGCAUCUCCGCCAAUCUCACCCAUGGCCUCCGGGCCGACCAUCAAGAUCGCAGAGGGCGCCCACCCAAACCAGCUGCGCCGCUCCGAGUCCGAGCAGCGGUUCCGGCCCCUCCAGCCGACGGACACGACGGGGCUCGCGGGCGGCAUCUACAACACGCGGGAGCUCUCGCGGGUCGCCACGCACAGGAGCGCGCAGCGGGUCUCGUUCGACCGCAACUCGGAGGCGGUCGACGUCGAGGAGGGCGACAACUGGCGCGACAGCGAGCAGCCCAAGGUCAAGCAGGUCUACCGCGGCAAGACGCUGCUGUGGCUCGCGUACCAGUCCGUCGGCGCAAUCUACGGUGACAUCGGGACCAGUCCCCUCUAUGUGUUCUCGUCGACGUUCACGUCGCCUCCGGAUUAUGAUGCCGUCCUCCAGGUCGUGUCGCUGAUCAUCUGGUCGCUGACUAUCAUGGUCACCUUCAAAUAUGUACUUAUCGUGCUGCGUGCCGAUAAUGAGGGUGAGGGCGGCACUUUCAGCUGCUAUUCUCUUUUGACCAGAUUUGCCAACAUAACUGCCCGUGACCCGAGAGAAGAGGCUUUGGUGCACAUGGAAAGGCACCAAACCGGAAAUCUACGGCCAUCAAACCUCGGCGUCCGCUCGCUCCUGGAAAGGAGUCGGUUCUUCCGCGGCCUGCUCAAGACAAUCGGCGUCCUAGCCGUGUCCAUGGUCCUCUCCGACGGCGUGCUCACGCCAGCACAGUCCGUCCUCGGCGCAGUCCAGGGCCUCAACGUCGUCAGCCCCGACAUCUCGAGCUCCACGGUCGUGGGGACCUCGUGCGGCAUCAUCCUCGUCCUGUUCUUCGUCCAGCCCCUGGGCCUGUCGCGCCUGGCGUCGGUCUUCGCGCCGAUCGUCAUCCUCUGGCUGGCCUUCAACGGCGGCUUCGGCAUCUACAACCUGGUCCAGUUCGACCACAGCGUCCUCAAGGCGUUCAACCCCUACUACGCCUUCCAAUUCUUCAUACAGCGCAAGACUGAGGGCUGGAAGAUGCUCGGCGGCGUGCUGCUCGCCUUCACCGGCGUCGAGGCCCUCUUCGCCGACCUGGGCGCCUUCUCCAUGCGGGCGAUCCAGCUGAGCUGGCUGUGCUGGACGUACCCUUGUCUGCUGCUGGGGUACCUUGGGCAGGCGGCGUACAUCAGCCACCACCCUGACGCGUACUCGAACCCGUUCUAUAACUCGGUGCCUCCGGGGAUGCUGUACCCGUCUCUGGUCGUCGCCGUCCUGGCUGCUAUUGUGGCUUCGCAGGCUAUCAUCACAGCUACGUUUCAGCUCAUUGCCCAAAUCAUGAAACUUUCGUACUGCCCGCAGGUGAAGGUCGUGCACACCUCCAAGACUUUCCACGGACAGCUCUACGUCCCCUUUCUCAACUGGCUGCUCAUGUGCGGCACCAUUCUCGUCACAGCCGUCUACUCCAACACCACGCGCCUCGGCAACGCAUACGGCGUCUGCGUCAUGUUCGUCACAUUCUUCGACACGUGCAUGGUCACGCUGGUGGCCCUCAUCGUCUGGCGCAUCCCACCCUACCUCGUCGUCGUGCCCUGGCUGUGCUUUGCCUCAGUGGACGGGUUGUACCUAUCGUCGGCCCUUAACAAGGUGCCGGAUGGCGCCUGGUUCACCCUGACCAUCUCAGCGAUCCUUACUGGCCUGUUCAUGCUGUGGCGCUUUGGCAAGGAGAUGCAGUGGAAGGCCGAGGCGGAGGACCGGUUCCGCCUCAACACGCUGGUCAUCAAGGACGACGAGGGCAAGCUGAAGCUGACGCAGCGCUGGGGCGGCGACCAGCUCUCCCAGAUCCGCGGGCUGGGAAUCUUCUUCGACAAGACGGGCGUCAUGACCCCCGCCGUCUUCACGCAGUUCGCGUCCAAGUUCAACGCCGUCAUGGACGCGCCCACCGUCCCGGACGCCGAGCGCUACUCCGUCUCCAAGUUCACCACCAUCCCCGGCUGCUACAGGCUCGUCGUCAAGCACGGCUUCAUGGACGAGGUCAUGUCCCCGGACCUGGCGGCGCUCAUCUACGAGAAGGUCCGCUCCUUCGUCAUCCGCCAGGCCGCGCGGGGCGAGGAGAUCCGCCGCGAGGACCCCUCGCUGUCGGGCGACGGCGGCUCCCAGGCCACGCAGCGCAGCGGCAUCGAGAACGUCGAGGGCGUCCCCAUGUCCGAGGCCGCCACCCUCGACGCCUCGGGCGCGGCCGCCACCGCCAGCACCUCAGGCGCGGAGGUCGCCCCCGCCCCGGCGCCGUCGGAUGGCCCCUCGAGCAACGGCGGCCCCCGCGAGAGGCACAUCUCGGAGAAGCUGCCCAUCGAGCUGCGCGACGGGGCCGUCGCGGCCGAGCUGGCGCGCCUGGACCGCGCUUACGCCGCCAAGAUCAUGUACGUCGUCGGGAAGGGCCAGAUGCGGACGAGGACGGGGACGCCGAUCUUUAGGAGGUUCGUGCUGGCUACUUUCUUGUGGAUCAGGGACAACACGAGAGCCAAGAUUGCGAACCUGCGGUUGGCUAUGGAUCGUGUUGUUGAGGUUGGGUUUGUCAAGGACAUUUGA
Molecule: messenger RNA, 2580 nt
Organism: Diaporthe citri
Lineage: Eukaryota; Fungi; Ascomycota; Sordariomycetes; Diaporthales; Diaporthaceae
Exons: 4
Coding region: 1-2580 (859 amino acids)
Biological process (GO): potassium ion transmembrane transport
Cellular component (GO): membrane
Molecular function (GO): potassium ion transmembrane transporter activity
Source: RefSeq, a predicted model, not a curated record